AUGUCGAAAAUCAAUGAACUCUUCCAAUCCACCCCAGAAAGUCUUCAAAGCCGGAUAGAACAAUACAUUAAAUCAACCAAAGACUUCACAGACGAAAUCCAAUCGUUUAAGACCCUUGUGUCGGAUCCAAACUAUGAAAAGGCCCUUCUUGUAUUUUAUGUUGAGCUUCUCUCAAAAGCGAUAAAGAAGCCAGCUGAUUUCAAUGCAUUUAUCUCAAUUCUCAUUCCUUUUAUAGACAAUGUUAUUUCAAUGAAGACCAGCAUCUUAAUUCUUCGCUGCCUCAAAGCACUCUGUUAUUCAAAAUUUUUUGUUCCAGUGUCCUUUUAUCUGACCAAACUUAUGUCCAUGGCUAUGAACAUUAAAAACUUAAAGAAAAUAGGACAACAAAUGAACUACGACCAUGUCAGAGUGUCCUCAGAUGAGACAGAAAGUGAAGAGCUGCAAAUGUUCGUGAUUAAGGAGUGUCUUGUCCUCAUAAAGAGACACUGCCACACAUUUGGAAAUAGCAUUGGAUUCCCCGAGUUUGCUACGGUUGUUUGUAACGAGCUUAAGUCUCAAUGUAAGGUUGGGAUAUAUAAGGAGAUUGCAGUAGAUCUGAUAAAGUACAUUUCAAAGAGGAAGAGCUAUAUCGAAGAGCAGAGAAAUAGGUUGAAUGUGAAUGCUGUUGAUGCCAAUAAGAUAUCAGAGUUUGAGAAUCAGCUUGAAGCAUGGAUAGCUGAAUAA
Vittaforma corneae ATCC 50505 is the source of this 723-nucleotide messenger RNA. RefSeq lists its product as uncharacterized. Bases 1 to 723 code for a protein of 240 amino acids. Gene Ontology annotation, biological process: ribosomal large subunit biogenesis. Gene Ontology annotation, cellular component: nucleolus; Noc2p-Noc3p complex; nucleoplasm. The transcript has a single exon. The record is from RefSeq and is a predicted model, not a curated record. Lineage: Eukaryota; Fungi; Microsporidia; Nosematidae.